UUAGUGGAUAAAGCUUAGAUUAACAUAUUUGGUACAGAAGUUGUACCAUAUCAAAGCCUUCGGCUUAAAUGGUAUGAGACUAGCCUUGAGGUGUUUGCGCCCCUCCCCAAAUUCUCUAAUAAAAAAUAAAAUAAAAUAAAUUGCUUGCGUUGGAAUAUUCGAAUCUCCGAGUAAAUUGUAUGCCAAUUUUGUAACGAAAGGAAAAAUUAUUCUAAAAAGAAAAGAAAUUAAUGGUAUUUAGGAGGAGAACAAACACGGCAAAAGUUAGCGUGCCACACUGCUACUGACCACCAGGCUUGGUCAGAUUCCCUUUCACUGACAUCUGCCUCAGUCUGCGACGCGCACACACACCACCACAAAGAACACCGUGCGCCACCUCAGCGCCACCAAUCGAAGCGGCGAUUGCUGAGACGCGGCCAGCGCCGAUGCAUGUUUCGGAAAAAUGACGGCCACGUCGGCUAGUGACUGUACUGUGCCAGCUGCGUAUUUCAGAGUACAAGCUCCAAUCCCGAAACCAUCGCCAUGUCCAGUUUUUGGACCUAUGGAAAUGUUAGGAGGAUUGCACACUCACUCUUCCCAAAUCCGAAAACCAGCUGCUUUUCAGUAAAUGGUGGGGAGGGACAUAAUAUCCUUUGCACCUAUUAUUCCCUAAGCAGAAAAAUCUCCCAGCAUAGAUUUUCUUUUAGAGUACCUUCUCCUUUUGCAUUAUAUAAAGCAAAAAAUAAGAUCUUGUUACACGGUAGUGGUUACAUAAACUUCUAUGGCCUUCCAGUGAGUAAGACAAUCUCUCAGCAGCUGCGAAUUGCUUGGAGAAGGUUUUCCUCUGCAUGUUCCAACAAUGGGCCAGCUUUACCACCGAUAAGUCAGAUUGUAUGUGCAGUGAGCCUGGCUUUGACCCGAUCAAAUCUUGUUGCCCCUGGUGUUAUUGCUAUCAUAAUUGGAGAGCUUGCUUGGACACGACAAACAUGGGCAGAGGCAGAAUACUUGCCGACAAGGGAUACCUUGUAUAUGCAUGCCCAAGAUGGACAUGUUUAUCUGACCUCAUUUGUAUAUUUGGUACUGGAGGGUUUUAUCUUGUUGCUCAGGGCUAUAUACUUAGCAAUUUUGUUCUCACCGUGCAUAACUAUGGCUCCUUUUGUGGAUUCCCUUGGUGUUGAGUUUAGGAAAAGAUGGCUCCACAUUGUCCAUCUUACACUAGAAAAGGCAGGCCCAGCAUUUGUAAAAUGGGGUCAAUGGGCUGCAACAAGACCGGAUCUCUUCCCCAGAGAUUUGUGUAGUGAACUCGCAAAACUUCAUGCCAACGCGCCAGCACAUAGUUUUUCAUUCACCAAAAGAACCAUUGAAAGGGCAUUCGGUCGAAAGCUGUCCGCAAUCUUUGAAAAUUUUGAUAAGAAACCUGUGGCAUCAGGAAGUGUUGCUCAAGUUCAUCAAGCUACGCUGAAAUACAGAUAUCCCGGUCAGAAGAUCAAACCUAUUGUUGUUGCUGUAAAGGUUCGACAUCCAGGUGUUGGCGAAGCAAUUAGAAGGGAUUUUAUGAUAAUUAAUUUCAUGGCAAAAAUUUCUAGGUUUAUCCCUACUUUGAAAUGUUUGAGAUUGGAUGAAAGCGUACAGCAAUUUGGUGUUUUUAUGAUAUCUCAGGUUGAUCUUUCAAGGGAAGCUGCUCACCUGAGUCGCUUUAUUUAUAAUUUCCGAAGAUGCAAGGAUGUCUCAUUUCCAAAGCCUCUAUACCCCCUGGUGCACCCAUCCGUUUUAGUGGAAACUUAUGAACAAGGUGAAAGUGUUCUGCAUUAUGUUGAAGAGCUUGAAGCACAUGAACAGAUUAAAAGUGCCCUUGCGCAAAUCGGAACCCAUGCACUUCUAAAGAUGCUUUUGGUAGACAAUUUUAUCCAUGCGGACAUGCAUCCUGGAAAUAUUCUUGUCCGAGUAACACAUAGCAAGCCAUCACAUAAGCAGAUCUUGAGAUCAAAGCCUCUAGUCAUUCUCCUUGAUGUAGACUUGACUGCUGAACUUUCAAAGAAGGAUCGAGUGAAUCUAAUGGAUUUCUUCAAGGCUGUAGCACUUCAAGAUGGUCGGACUGCUGCCGAGUGUACACUUAGAUUGUCUAAACAACAAAACUGCCCAAAUCCAAGGGCUUUCAUUGAGGAAGUGGAAAAUUCUUUAGGUUUCUGGCGCACCCAUGUUGUCCACCCUGCGGAUUGCAUGCAGCAAUUGCUGGAGCAAGUUAGGCGUCAUAAGGUGAACAUUGAUGCGGAUAUUUGUACUGUGAUGGUAACCACUUUGGUGCUUGAGGGAUGGCAGCGGAAGCUUGAUCCGGAUUAUGACGUGCUACAAGCUUUGAAUUCAUUACUGUUUAGAGUUGACUUGGCGGACUCUCUCUUCGACACUAUUGAAAAACUCAUGGCCCCCUAAAGAAAGCUCCACCUCUUUAACUUGUACAAAAACUUUAAAAAAAUAAAAGUAAACAUACCAUAUUAGCACUAUCAA
Molecule: messenger RNA, 2484 nt
Organism: Carya illinoinensis
Lineage: Eukaryota; Viridiplantae; Streptophyta; Magnoliopsida; Fagales; Juglandaceae
Product: probable serine/threonine-protein kinase abkC
Exons: 5
Coding region: 523-2409 (628 amino acids)
Source: RefSeq, a predicted model, not a curated record